This is a messenger RNA of Vicia faba (fava bean), 450 nucleotides long. NCBI's taxonomy places the organism in Eukaryota, Viridiplantae, Streptophyta, Magnoliopsida, Fabales, Fabaceae. The record is from the annotation of a GenBank genome assembly.
AUGGCAGAUCAACUCACAGACGAUCAGAUCUCGGAGUUUAAGGAAGCUUUCAGCCUAUUCGAUAAGGAUGGCGAUGGUUGCAUCACCACCAAGGAGCUUGGAACUGUUAUGCGAUCAUUGGGACAAAACCCAACUGAGGCAGAGCUUCAAGACAUGAUCAAUGAAGUAGAUGCUGAUGGGAAUGGUACUAUUGACUUCCCUGAGUUUCUUAACCUCAUGGCAAGGAAGAUGAAGGACACGGACUCUGAGGAGGAGCUGAAAGAGGCAUUUCGGGUUUUCGACAAGGAUCAGAAUGGAUUCAUCUCUGCUGCUGAGCUUCGCCAUGUGAUGACCAACCUUGGCGAGAAGCUCACUGAUGAAGAAGUCGAUGAGAUGAUUCGAGAGGCUGAUGUUGAUGGUGAUGGCCAAAUAAACUACGAGGAAUUCGUUAAGGUGAUGAUGGCCAAGUGA